Messenger RNA from Tigriopus californicus, 2783 nucleotides. RefSeq names its product muscle-specific protein 300 kDa-like. Lineage: Eukaryota; Metazoa; Arthropoda; Copepoda; Harpacticoida; Harpacticidae. The record is from RefSeq and is a predicted model, not a curated record. Gene Ontology annotation, biological process: nuclear migration. The transcript is spliced from 6 exons. The coding region runs from base 318 to 2117 and encodes 599 amino acids. Gene Ontology annotation, molecular function: actin filament binding. Gene Ontology annotation, cellular component: nuclear outer membrane; meiotic nuclear membrane microtubule tethering complex; cytoplasm.
GUUCCAUAAGUGUUGCUUGAGCUCCGCAUUCUCCUUGUGGAAUGCCAAGACAGGCACAGGUCAAGCUGGUUCAGCCGCAUAUCAUAGUUGCAUUUGGAUUGGGACGAAAAAACUCGGAACCCCUCGCCUGAGCGAGGAACAGACGUGGGAGGUGGAAAGGUUUAAAACAAUAGUUUGCCUUGUCGUCUUCAGAGGAUCACUCAGAGGCCUCCGCUGUUGAGCAAACUGUCCUUCCUCUUAUCCGGAAACCAACGGAAAGUGAUCAAAAUCUAGUGAAGGUUGUCAUUCUUGAACGAGGGAGUUGAAUAUCAAUCAAAAUGACCUUCUGGCAGGAGAAUUACCACUUCAUCAAGGAUGUCUAUGACAUGCGUCAUCAGAAGAUGCUUGAGUGGAUGGAAAAUGUGGAGAAGGCAAUCUCCAGGAUUAUGGCCGACAAAGUCUACACUUCAGCUGAGUUCAAGCGUGAACGUGACAAUUUCCAUGCCUUGUGCAAAGACUUGGAACGAGCUGAAAUCAAGAAAUGGCUCCAACAAAUCUUGGAAAUCAUCAUGGCCGAGCGUGGAAAGGAAGAACGAUCCGAGCAAAGCAAGAAGUUGGACGAGCUGAUCGAGAAACACGAGAACCUUAUUCCCAACGUCCUGAAGACGCAGGUCAAGGUUGAUUUGUACUGGAAAUGUUACGCCUAUGGUGAUGAAUUGAAGCCUCACAUUGAGUUCUUGGACGGAAUCAUGCUGAGCUCGACUCGCGAGAUCGCACCUUCUUGCGUGGAGAAUGUCGACGAGCUGAUUGAACGACAGGAGAAGGCCUUAAACCAACUUGAGACCAAGCGCAACGUGGUCAAUGAGCUCAUCUUGAAGGGCAAAGCUCUCUUGGAGAACCCUGACAAACCAAGAUUCUUGGACGACCAUGUUAAACGUAUCCAAGAAGGUUGGGAUGUGACCAAGGAGAAGGCCUCCGGUCGUCUCUCCCUGCUACAAGAAACCAAGUCUGCCUGGGAAGGCUACGCCGAGGGACUCGACUCCAUCGUUGUCGAGUUCGAAAAGGCCGACGAGGAGAUGAAGAAGGUCAAGAAGCGAUUCAACUUGGAAGCAGCCUUCGAGGACCUCGAGAAGCGACAACAGAUCUUCAACCAAUCCAAGACCUCUAUCGAACAAAUGUACAAGGACUUGCAACACAACUACGAUGUUAUGACCAUGACUCUUCCCGAAGACAAGAAGGACUUUGUCAAGAAGGAGGUCAAGGCCAUCACCGACAAGCUCGACGUUGUGGGCAAAUUCGAAGAGAAGGUUAAGAAGAUUGAGGAGUUUGUGAACAACCUCAGCACCUUCGACAAGAGCCUGAAGGAGCUUGACAAGUGGAUGACUGAUGCCAAUACACAACUUGGUGACAUCAAGGACAAGUCCGACCAGAUGACUCCCGAGGAUCGUGUGUCUUACACCAUGGAGCUUUCCGAAGAUAUCAGCUCCAAGGUGACGGUCAUCCAAGAGCUUAUUGCCAGCGAGGAGGGCCUUCUUCCUCAAGGUGAUAAAUGCCCUACCGAUGCCGAAGAGUAUAAGGCAGAGCUCAAGAGAAUUGAAAAAUACGUCACCGACUUGCAGAAGAAGGUCAUGACCGAGUGUGAUAACUUCUCCGAGGACGUCAAGUUCUGGGCUGAGUAUAAGACCGGCAUUAAGGAGUUCAAGCCUUGGCUCGAAACCGCCGAAACAAAGUCCACCGAAGGUUUGCACAAGCCCCAGACUUUGGAGGACGCCAACGCCAUGUUCGCCACUGUCAAAGACUUUGCUGAGUCUUGCAUCAAGAACCUGAAGGUCUUGGAAGCCGCCACUGCCGCAUCCCUCAAGAUGACCACGCACAAAGAGGCUGAUAGCGAGGUCGCUGUGCUCAAGGAGCGAUAUGCCAAGGUCAAGGUUGUGGCCGACGAAUGGGUCAAGAAGGUUGAGACCUUGGUUAAGGAAUGGCAACUUUUGGAUACCACUGUGACCGAGUUGAACUCCUGGGUGGCUGAGGAUCGCAAGGACAACAGCGAACAACAAUUCUCUCUCGAGAAAAUGGAGUCCACUCUCGGAGAACUCAAGAACAUCUUCAAGGAGAAGGAGAAGCUCGUGGAGAAUCUCUAAGCCUCCCAAUGUCUCUCCAAACAAACCCGCGACCCUGAAACACCGCAACCCACAAUGGACACUAGAGUGUCAAAAGCCAAGCCCUUAGGGUGGGUGGUCCAUGGACAAGACGCGUCCUUCCCCGGGUGGACUGCUGGGGCGCCAGGUUCAAACGCCAUCACCAGGAUCCUUUUGAAGUUGAAAGUGUGUUUUACUCCUCCUCUAUCCUCGUGAACAUAUGAGCCCCGAAAGGAUCCCGAGCCUGGUCUUCAACUGAUGAGUCCUAAGAGCUUCCCUUUUGACCGAAUUGAUUCGUAACUGCGCGCCUUGCUCUCUUAACUUUCAAUGAAGAAAUUUUUGCUCAACCGUCACACUGAUGACAACUUCCAACUGAUUUGUGAAUCUUUGGCGACUUGCUUAUUUCGAUGUCAAAUUAUCAUGUCUUGUUAUAUCCUCAUAUUUCUAUGUUGCGUGUCCUGUCUAACUUGCCAAAUGUUCAUAAAUACCCUAGUUUUACGUCUAUUUAUGCCAAAAUAUGUUUGAGAAAACUAUGUUUGCAACUUUAAGAAUAUCCAUUCAAUCACAAGAAGUAUAUCAAGACUGUCCCUAACCUAUUUUUGACUUAUUUCUCGUUAGUUUCUACUUUUGAACAAACAAAUGAAUAAACUAUUCGUUUUCUUUGUGUAA